UGGAGCAGUCAGGCAAAACAGAAGGCGGAGGGAGGUGCAGAGAAAGUGACAAGAGGGUCAGGGACAGCCGCGAUCUGGGUUAGCUUCCUCAAGACCAGGAGACGUCAUCGCCGGCGAGUGGGACGGAUGGAAGCGGAGGGGAAGAAGUGAACGAGGUAGAAGAACAGAAUCGACUUGACAACCAGAGAAAAAUGGCAAAUUAUGGCUUCACAAAGUGUUCAAUGGAGGAUUAACUGAGGAAGCACCUGGACUUUGGGCAUUUCUUUUCCCUUUGGUGCAUGAAGAAGAACUUAAAAGGGAUUAGAACUUACAGCAAGCUGCCCGACGCUUUGGCCGAUCUAGAUCUCACGUCGUCAGCCAAGAAAGAUUGAACAACACAAAGACAAACAGAAACUCUUGUCCUCUACAGAACUGCAGGGACAGCAUCCGUUCAGCAAAACCUCCAUUCCUCCUGUCGGACUCUGUCCAGUCUCUGCGUCACCUCCCCAGUCUUUGGCAGCUGAGCCCUUCUCGAUUCCUUCCUCCUUUCAUCGACCUGAAGGUCUAGGUGGGUACAGUUCCAGUACUGCACCCAGCCCCUGAACCCAGCACCGACAACCCAGCCCCCAGCACCUGGCACCCAGCACCCAUCUCCAGCACCCAGCACAGAGCACCCAGCACCAGAGUGCCGAACCCGUCAGGCGGCGUCCAGGAUGACCUUCGCCAUGCUGCGGGCGGCGCCCGGCGCGGGCCGCUACCUGUACAGCGACAUCGCCCUGCUGUCGGAGGACGACGACGAAAACGGCAGCUCGGGCUCGGGCUCGGAGGAGCGGGGGGGCCUCAACGGCACCUCCUCCUCCUCCUUCCGCAUCUCCUCCUCCUCCUCCCCGUCUGCCUUCCACAUCAAGGUGAACAGGAAGAGGAAGCUGAGCGGCGGCGGCGGGCUCGGCGGCGGCGGCGGCGGCGACGACGGGGGUCUGUUGACCCCCGGGGCUCCCGGAGAGUUCCGGCAGAGGAACGCGGCCAACGCCAGGGAACGCGACCGCACCAACUCUGUCAACACGGCGUUCACCGCGCUGCGCACGCUCAUCCCCACGGAGCCCGCCGACAGGAAACUUUCAAAGAUCGAGACACUGCGAUUGGCCAGCAGCUACAUCAGUCACCUGGGAAACGUGUUGCUCUUGGGUGAAGGUCUCCAUGACGGACAGCCAUGCCAUGGCCCCUCUCCACCGUUCUUCCACCUAAGCUCCUCCCCUUCCCGGGUAUCGGACCAAUCACCGCAGCCAAAACACAUCUGCACCUUCUGCCUCAGCAAUCAAAGAAAAAUGAACAAAGACAGAGACAGAAAGUCAGCAAUCAGAAGCUAGCGAUGAAGAAUUGCAGCACACUCUUCCUCCACUGCCGAGGAGCUCACAGGCCCGACGGGAACGCCACCCACACGCAGGAACCCAGCCACUGGCUUCCAGAGACGUUGUACAGACAUUGGUGAUGGAUGUGACUGAUGGCUGAGCCUUGAGCUUCUGCAGCACUUCAAUGACUAUUCAAGGACCAUUCGUUCCCCCGAAACUCUUUGUCUCAAAUUCAAAAUCCUAAAAGGUGAACCAAAACACUUUUCAGAUCGUUUUUUUUUUUUACCUGAUGUACUUUAUUAAACCCCAGUUGUACCGGUUCUUUUGAAUAAUAAUGCUUUAAAGGUUACUUCACAUUGUCCCCCCCUCUGGGGAGCUUUAUAUAUAACAGCACCUUCAAAUGACUUUUGGCUCCGCUGUAUGAAGAGCAGAUGGUUCUUUGAGUCUGAAAAACAAAUUGGUCGUCAUCAAGGACUUUGUAUUAUUGAUGUGUAAACUGCAUUGUAUAUUAUGUAUAUUUAUGUGACCCAUUAUUAUAAAAGGAUACUAUUAUAUUUAACAGGCAUAUUGCAAUUGGAAACAAAUAGGACUAUUACAUUCAGUGUUACAUUAACAAAAAAACAUUCUGGGAUUUUUGUGGUACUGGCAUUUCUUAUAAUCAUUAUUCUGAAAUGCCCUGAUUGUGGAAAAUAAUUAAAAAUGAACAAUAAAUAAUUGUGUAUAUAUA
Molecule: messenger RNA, 2055 nt
Organism: Gadus morhua (Atlantic cod)
Lineage: Eukaryota; Metazoa; Chordata; Actinopteri; Gadiformes; Gadidae
Gene: scxa
Product: scleraxis bHLH transcription factor a
Exons: 4
Coding region: 693-1346 (217 amino acids)
Biological process (GO): regulation of transcription by RNA polymerase II; developmental process
Molecular function (GO): DNA-binding transcription factor activity, RNA polymerase II-specific; protein dimerization activity; RNA polymerase II transcription regulatory region sequence-specific DNA binding
Source: RefSeq, a predicted model, not a curated record